AUGGAACACUUAUUUGGAAAUUUCUCUAACUGUGCAAGAGCAGAGGAGAAAUUGCCUCUGAGUCAAAGAAAAAAAGAACUCCUCAAUUGGUUGCAAGAAAAGGAAAACGUCAGUUUUCUAAUUGCACACCCAGAUGACGAAAUUAUGUUUUUUUUUCCAACCAUAAAAUUACUAUUUGAUAAGAAAAGAAAAGAAGAGAUUUUCCUUCUCUGUCUAACAAAUGGCGAUUUUUAUGGCCAGGGGAAAAUCCGAGAAAAGGAAUUGUACCAUGUUUGGUCCUACCUAGGAGGGGUCAAAAACAACUGCAAACUUAUGAAUCACCCGGAUGUCCAAGACGGUUCGGCCGUUUGGAAUGAAAAACACGUUGCGAACAUCCUAAAAGACUACUGCAAACAGUGUAACAUAAGAAAAGUCCUAACAUUUGACGGCUACGGAGUGUCUGGCCACCCCAACCAUAUUAGCACCCAUAGGAGUGCGCGGUAA
Plasmodium inui San Antonio 1 is the source of this 483-nucleotide messenger RNA. RefSeq lists its product as hypothetical. The transcript has 3 exons. Gene Ontology annotation, molecular function: N-acetylglucosaminylphosphatidylinositol deacetylase activity. Gene Ontology annotation, cellular component: endoplasmic reticulum. Bases 1 to 483 code for a protein of 160 amino acids. The record is from RefSeq and is a predicted model, not a curated record. Lineage: Eukaryota; Apicomplexa; Aconoidasida; Haemosporida; Plasmodiidae. Gene Ontology annotation, biological process: GPI anchor biosynthetic process.